AACUUCGGUUGAUGCGAGAAUCCCCCGAAAAUACUCGUACGAAACGGUUGGAGCUCUCUCGCAUUGAACGACGUUCCACAUUAGCAAAUUGGAGUUCGCCGCGUUCAGUUCGUUCGUCAUUUCCUUUCGGGCAAACAGUGAAUAAGAAUUUCAAAACCAAAAGGCAAUAAAAAAAAUAACAAAAAGAAAAGAACACUGGCGUUUAUUGUGUUUGCAAUAGCACGGCCGACGUUUUCCCAAAGAAAGAAAAAAAUCAGAAACAAUUGAAUUGAAAUCAAAAUUCAAAUCAAAAUAGAAAUAAAAAUUCUCAACUAUUUGAAUCUAUCCCGCCGUGGCCAUGUAAACAAUAAAAGCGAAAGGAGAAAAGGCGGAGAAUCGGAAAAACAACAUAAAUUGUAAUUUCGCAAUUUUUAUGGGAUAAGAAAAUUGCUAUUCAGAAUCGAAUAAAACAAAAGUGAAUUAAUUCGAAAUUAAACACUGCUCCGUGUGUGUCCGAGAGUGUGGAUAAAUACAAAUUAAAUUCAUCGACUAUUCGACUGGCAGUCUGACAGGUUCGCUCGCUCACUGGCUGGUGAUUGUUGUUAAUGGUGCUCCAUUAAGGCCAACGCGCGAAUGUUUAUUUAUUUUUCUGUUGUUGCUGCCACUGUUACCACCCCAACCGGCCAUCUGCUCAAUGGACCAUUGCUCACUAGGAUUUAAUACUGUUUCAGUUCGUGACAUGAUAGAUGAUAGUCUGGCUGUCAGUUGUUGAAUAGAAUUCCAUUAUCACGAGUCUAUCAUCAUCAUCAUCAUCACAACCAGCCUCAGCAUCGUUGGCUUCUUCGUCAGCUGGAUCAGACUUUUAUUGCCCGUGCUGGGAACUAUUGCUCUUGCUGUGGAUUGCUAACAACUAUCAAAGGCAUAAAUUAACCAAAUUCCAAUUGCGAGCUGACCAAAAUUAUUAUUUUUACAAUAAGUGUUUGUUAUUGGCUAACUGCUCGUUGGUGCUCAGCGAACAACAGUCCCCAUUAGGAACAGUCGACUAAUUAAUGCGAUAUAAUACAAAAUAAACAGCAGGAAUCUACAACGGUAUUUUGAUAAAGUCUAAUUGGAUCCCCAUCAAAUAAAAUAAAACUUCAAUUCAUAACAAUUAAUUGCGGAUAUAAAUACGAAUAAUCGGCCUUCUCCAUGUUGGGCAAAUUCACAUCCAACCAUGUCCAGGUUUAUCAUCAGUAUUCACGUACUGUCUCAUUGAAGAAACCGAAGAAGACAAAUAAAGAACAACUGUUGUCGAGUGCAACAUAAAUAAAAAACAACACAGCUAACCAAAAUUACACGCAACUUGCCGACAACCAUCGCACGGACCAACAACACUCAAAAUCGACAACGCCACGCUAACUUCUGGUACAAGUUUUAAACUCAAGUUGAAAAAAAAACGAACAACGACGCAACGUCGUUGUUGCAGCAGCUGCUCUGGUUAUAUGAACAUCAAGGAAAUCCAAUUUGCCUUUUGUGGCGAAUGACAACAGUCUAUCCCUGUUUUUGCCCGUAAACGGCUCUUGGACCAACAGUAGUUUUUGUUUUCUACCACAACCACCACCCAAUCCACCAUCGGAGGAGGAGGAGGAGGAGAAGCAGAGGCAUCCUUUUCAGAUCAUAUCAGUCAUUUGGCGGAGAACGUGUCGCAACGUAAACAAGUGGGUGUGGUGGCGUUUUGCAGGAAGAAAAUUACAAAAAUUCCGCAAUUUCGGAAUAUGUUGAAGCCUAAACGACAAGCCAAACAGAAACCUAAAGCAAAACCGAUUCCAUGGGGACUGAAAAAAAUCUGUUGGGGACUGAUAAAUAUAACUGUGCCCAGGCAUCAACCUCGAAGUUGGAUUGAGACAAACUUUCAGAAGCGUGAAUGCAUCAAAUUCAUACCAUGUCCCAAAGAUGAAACAAGAUGUUGCUGCGGCCAGGCUCGAGUAACCCAUCAAACCAUCGCUGGCAUCGAAAGUGGAUCUCCCGGUGACUUGUGGUUACCCCAUAAGCAUACCAGGGCGCAGCCCACCGAUGCUUAUGGCACCAUUGAAUUUCAAGGUGGUGCUCAUCCCACCAAAGCCCAGUAUGUUCGCCUUUCAUUUGAUACCCGUCCAGAAUUAUUGGUGCAGCUCUUUACCAAAGAAUGGAAUUUGGAAUUACCAAAACUCCUCAUAACAGUACAAGGUGGAAAGGCAAACUUUGAGCUACAGCCAAAGUUAAAGAAGGAAAUUCGCAAGGGCCUACUGAAAGCGGCCAAAACCACAGGAGCGUGGAUUUUCACUGGUGGCACCAACACAGGUGUAACCAAACAAGUCGGCGAUGCUCUGCUCCUGGAAGGUCAACAACGUACCGGACGUGUUGUCAGCAUUGGUAUAGCGCCGUGGGGCAUUGUUGAACGUAAUCAUGAACUGUUGGGUCACAAUCGUGAGGUACCCUGCCACAGCAUCAGUUCACCAAGAUCUAAACUUGCCGUCCUUAAUAAUCGUCAUGCUUACUUUUUGCUGGUCGACAAUGGAACUCAAGCGAAAUAUGGUGCCGAGUUGAUACUGCGCAGGAAACUAGAGAAGUUCAUAUCGAAUUUGAAACUGCAUCCUUUUACACAUUCCAGUACUCCCGUCGUUUGUCUCGUUAUCGAGGGCGGUACAAAUACGAUACGUGCAGUUCUUGAAUACGUGACUGAUACGCCACCCGUGCCAGUGGUGGUCUGUGAUGGAUCUGGGCGUGCUGCCGACCUGAUAGCAUUCGUACACAAAUAUGCCUCGGAUGGUGAUGAACAGCCGGUGUUGGAAUCCAUGAGAGACUAUCUUAUUGGCACCAUACAGAAAACAUUUGAAGUGGGCUCCGAUCAGGCAGAGAAACUCUACCAGGAGCUGUUGCAAUGCACUCGCAAUAAGAACUUGAUAACAAUAUUUCGAAUUCAAGAAAAGCCAGAAGGUGAGGCACAGGAAUUGGAUCAAACCAUUUUAACGGCCCUCUUCAAAUCGCAGCACUUGAGUCCACCGGAGCAAUUGAGUUUGGCAUUGACCUGGAAUCGUGUUGACAUAGCACGCAGUGAGAUUUUCGUCUACGGCCAAGAAUGGCCGAACGGAGCUCUCGAUGAGGCCAUGAUGCAGGCACUGGAACACGACAGAAUCGAUUUUGUUAAGUUGCUAUUGGAAAAUGGUGUUUCAAUGAAGAAAUUUCUGACAAUACCACGCCUUGAGGAACUUUACAAUACCAAACACGGUCCAGCAAAUACUUUAGGCUAUAUUUUACGCGAUGUUCGUCCGCAUAUACCCAAAGGAUACGUUUAUACUUUACACGAUAUUGGUCUAGUUAUUAAUAAAUUAAUGGGUGGCGCCUACAGAUCAUAUUAUACACGCCGAAAAUUUCGUCCUAUUUAUGCCAAAGUUAUGAACAGCUAUGCCAAUGCUCACCGAAAAUCAUCGACAUACCAACGAUAUGCUGGCGCCAAUUCAUUAAGUCUGGUCACGGGUCUAUUGCCCUUCACAUCGGAGAUGGCCCUCUUCGAAUUUCCGUUUAAUGAGCUGCUGAUAUGGGCUGUGCUAACAAAACGCCAACAAAUGGCACUGCUAAUGUGGACACAUGGCGAGGAGGCACUGGCCAAGUCAUUGGUGGCCUGUAAAUUGUAUAAAGCAAUGGCACAUGAAGCUGCCGAAGAUGAUUUGGAUACGGAAAUCUAUGAGGAAUUGCGUUCGUAUGCCAAAGAAUUUGAAAGUAAAGGUAUUAAGUUGCUCGAUUUCAGCUAUCGAACAGAUGCCGAAAAGGCUCAACGUCUAUUGACGUGUGAAUUGCAUUCUUGGUCCAACCAAAGUUGUCUAUCACUUGCGGUAGCAGCUAAUCACAGAGCACUCCUGGCCCAUCCCUGCAGUCAAGUUAUAUUGGCUGAUUUAUGGAUGGGUGGACUGCGGACACGAAAAAACACUAAUUUUAAGGUUAUAUUAGGUUUAGCUCUGCCAUUUUAUAUCAAACACUUGGAUUUCAAAUCAAAAGAAGAACUACAACAAAUGCCUCAAACCGAAGAGGAACAUUUGGAAAAUCAAAAUCUGGACAAUGAUGAUUCGGAUCGUUCCCAUCCGGAUGCUGAGAAUCCUCUCACAAAAGCGAAAAGGUCAAUUUCUUUGAAAUAUAGGAUGGGCAGUAAUAACAAUAAUGCUGAAAAGGCACUUUUGGCGGACACAUAUUCAUUGCGUGACACCAAAGUUCAUGAAAACGGAAAAGUUAAUCUCACUGCCGGAGCGGAAGAACCCCCCUCCAAAGUAUCUCUGACAGACUCCGAUCCAUCGCAAUUUCGUGAUUUUAUUCACAACACCGACUACGAAAUUAAGCAGCAUCAGCCACUACGAUUAAAGAAGAAGGUCUACGAGUUCUACACAGCACCCAUAACGAAAUUCUGGGCUGACUCGAUCGCUUACAUGUUUUUCCUGGGAAUGUUCACAUUUACGGUUCUGGUGAAAAUGGAACCAAUGCCCCGAUGGCAAGAAAUAUAUUCCAUAGCUUAUAUUACUACCUUAGGUUUUGAAAAAAUCCGUGAAAUUGUCUCCUCCGAACCAGUUGCCAUUACACAUAAAUUUUCCGUAUGGGCUUGGAAUAUGUGGAAUCCGUGUGAUGGAGCUGCUAUAAUACUUUUCUUUAUUGGCCUUUCGCUGCGAUUUCGACCGAACACAAUGGACAUUGGGCGAGUUAUCUACUGCGUCGACAGCAUCUACUGGUAUUUGCGAAUACUAAACAUCUUGGGUGUUAACAAAUACUUGGGUCCUCUCGUUACAAUGAUGGGCAAGAUGGUCAAGAACAUGAUUUAUUUUGUUGUCUUAUUGGCUGUGGUUUUGAUGAGUUUCGGCGUUAGCAGACAGGCCAUACUCUUUCCAAACAUGGAACCAACAUGGCGUCUAUUCCGAGAGGUCACCUAUCAGCCAUACUUCAUGUUGUAUGGUGAAGUGUUUGCGGAUGACAUUGAUCCACCAUGCGGAGAAAAUCCAGGACAAACCGCUUGUGUCACAGGUCACUGGGUAACACCCAUCACAAUGUCAAUGUAUUUGUUGAUAGCAAAUAUUCUAUUGAUCAAUCUCCUGAUUGCCGUUUUCAACAAUAUUUUCAACGAAGUCAAUUCAGUUUCGCAUCAGGUUUGGAUGUUUCAACGCUUCACCGUCGUCAUGGAAUACCAACAGAAACCCGUCCUACCGCCACCCUUUAUUGCCUUCUGCCAUUUCUACUCGCUGCUCAAGUAUUGUAUACGCAAAGCCAAAGGAUUGGAAGUACAGCGAGACAACGGUCUUAAGCUCUUCUUGGAAAAGGAUGACUUGGAACGUCUGUACGACUUUGAAGAGGAGUGCGUUGAGGGAUUCUUCCACGAGCAGGAGAUAAUCCUAAACCAGUCGACCGAAGAACGCGUCAAAAAUACAACCGAACGUGUAGAGACGAUGGCCCAGAAAAUUGAAGACAUUAACCAAAAGGAAAAUUUGCAAACAGCCACUGUUCAGAAUAUUGAAUUCCGCAUACGCAAAAUGGAAGAAUCUUCUGAGCAAAUACUAAGUCAUUUGGCCGUCAUUCAUCGCUUUAUGUCGAUGCAUAUGGGCCAAGAGGAUUUGAAUGCGUCCAAUAUGAAUAUUGGUCCUGGAGAUUUGCAGCGGAUUCGCACAGUAUCAAUGUCGGACAACGAAGCUGGUAGCGGAGGUGCUGGUAGUGGCGGCACCGGUGGAGGUGGCGGCUGUUCUGGCGGUGGCGGUCUUAUAUCAGCUCAAAACAGUCUUCAGGUGACCAAUAGAAAACGUUUCAAUCGUUCGCUCACCGAGGUACGACCUGAUGCAUACAUUUUUGAUGAUGGAACCCACUUUGAAGUGGUACCUGUACCUGAAGAGCCAGACGAGGUUGUCAAAUCUAGAGAAGCUCUCAAUGAGCAAGUGGUGCGUAAAGUAUCGGUUCAAUCAGAAUCCGAUUCAGACAUUUAUAUACCGCUCUCACAACGACCAUCAACAUGUGAAACUGUCAAGCGAACCCCCUAUGUGACUGUUCGCCAAGACACUGGUGCGAGUACUGAGAGCAAGGACACCCUAACACCCCUGGGUCAUGAUGACGACCAAACUCUUGUCGGAGAAACUUCCGAUGAGACGGGACCAGACAUUAACUUUGAAGCUGCCAGGCAUCGAGCUAUGCGUCAACGCACGGUUUCUUUAUGUCGCAGAAAUUCUGAGACAUGCUCAAUAAUAGGCGACAUCAGUCGCUCUCACAUAAGUCUGAAUCAAUUGCAUCUGUCGAGGCGCCAGAUGAGUCUGACACACUCAGAGCCGGAUAGUGAUAAAGAGGGUGCCGCAGGAAAAUCGGUUCUGCAUGCAAAGCCUUCGAGAAAUAUUCUCCUGAAAUUGCAUAGCGAAUACACUUCGAUUACGGAUGAAUUAGAGAGUGUUUGCCAUAUGAUUGCCUCGCCCACGGUGUCAUUGCCAAGUCACAAGACAUCGCUGGAUAGACCUAAAACGGAAAUGUCAAAGGCCGAGGUGGCUGCGUUACUCGAAAAACAACAUUUGAAAGAGUGCGAGGAGAGUGACUAUCAAAUCCUUGAGGGUCUCUUUCAGGCACGCGCCUCCAUUGAUGACACCGACGAUUCAUAUGAGGCUGGCAUUUCCGUUGACUACAGUCACCGGCAUCCGCUGCGACGCGAAACUGCCGUGGAACUUUCACCAUCUAAGCCGCCAGCUGGCGGUGGAAUAAUUGGUGGCGAUAGCAGCGAUACUAGCGCACCAACAGCUGCCGGCUUUCAAGUGAAAAAUGAACGCCACUGGCAACGAAAUGCGUCAAUGGAACAGCAGCAAACAUAUCAGUCACCAGUUGUACCCCAACGAGCCACCAGUGAAUUCCUCAAUCCACCGUAUGAGAGUGCCGGUCGACUCUUCAAAAAGUCCAGCGAAAGUUUGCAGAAGAAUUCCAGCACAGACACUGACUACUCUGCCCAUCCCUAUCGCUUUAUUAAGCAAAGCUCAAAUGAAACCACCACCUCAAUGACUGGUUCCUACAACAUAGAUACACCCUCAUUGACUGCAGAACCCUCUUUGGAUGCUGUGGACAUUCAAACCCCGGCCCAUGCAACGACAGUGCUCGAAAGCGGUGUUAGCCUCAGCGGAGGAGGCGGAUUAGGCACUUCGGCCCGUUAUCAGCCGUUGCGUACCUCUUCCAUGGGUGCCUCAGACGUGAAGCGACCCAGCGAAGACGUAUCCACUUCCACAGAUUUCGGAACAACCGCCAUAAUUGGGCAAGUGCAGCCUCCUCCGCGAGCUAUGCAGCUGAAGAAACAGUUUAGCUUGGACCAGGGCAAACAGCCACAACCUCCACCUAUACCGCCCACAACUCGCAUAUCACACGCCGAAACACCCACGACUGAAAGCACCAGUGCAUCGCCCAUUCCGACACCGCCGAGACUUACCACAAGUGGCAGUGACAGUGGUGGUGCUGCAUUGCCGACAACGGUUCCUGCCAAAUUGCUUUCCUCGCUGAAACCACCGCUUUCCAGUAAACUUGGCAUGAACAUUCUCAAGGAGAGUAGUUCGAGCACUGAAGAGUCCAAAGAUGGCGAUUCGACCGCAGGCCCAUCCUCUGCCGCUGGCAUGGUCAUUCCCCAAAUAAGCACCGACCUAGUUCAGGACGAAAUUGCUAAGCUAUCAUCGAACAUCAAGAGCAGUACCGAGUCGGAGAAGGAUCCUCCCUACAACGAGACAAUGUGCUGAUUUUUAUUGAAACUUUCCUCCGUCUUCGGCAUCUCGGCCCAAUCGUCUGACUCCAAUUCUCCGGCUUCUACUUCUUCUUCGUUAUCGGCCGCAACUGCAACGAUGGACCGAACUGCGUCACAAAAUAGCAACCAAUUUUUAUCAAUUGUAAAUAGGUUUUAGGUUAGGUAAAAGCGUGUCAUUUGUUUACAACAAGAAAACAAUAAAUUAUUCAUUCGUGUUUUUUUAUUUUUGUACAAAAAUCCCAAUAAUGUGCAUAAACAAUACGAACAAACAAGAUAAGAAAUAGUACUUAUAUAUGUAUGUAUGUAUGUAUGUAUGUAUAUUUUCGCUGGUUCCAACAUAUUUGUAUGACCAGAUAUGCGCCCAGUCUUGCCAUAUCCCUGGGAGCAUACAUGCCAAUCUCAAUACCGUGUAACGGCAUACACAUCUUGGAAAUCCCAGAUGAUUCACAUCGAUUCAAACAUGUUGAGAAAUGAGAAAAAAGACCAUUAUAUUUAGUGAAUAGCUAAACUCUAUAAAUAUAUGCGUGUAUGUAUGUAGGUAUACUUAUGCAAUGUAGUGUAAAUUGUAAUACACAAGUUUUAAAAUAUCAUGUCUGAAUGUAUCCCUGUAAUUUUUUUUUUUUUUUGUAAUUUAAGUGCGUAAUAUGUGUAUGUCUGCUGUACUUAUUAUGUGUAUGUAUGUAUUUAUGUAUCUAUAUCGUAAUAAUGAUUAUGUCGAAAGCUUUCUAUUGCCAUUUAUUGUAUUUGUAAGAGAAUUAAAUUAUGAUAAAGAGUAUGAAACUUUUGUUUUGUAGUAUUUGAUUUACAUUUGUAGAGCAAAGGUAGCGUGUGAGAGUAUUUUGUUAUACACGAAAAUGUAUUUAGCUAUCCCAAUACCUUAAAUCGCUUCACUUCAGCCUACGUUGUUUGUGGUUAAGAUUUAGACCAGGGCUGCAAAUCACUUGUCGAUUUGGGUUGGUUCGGUUCAGUGUUAUGUGUAAAUAUUUGCAUAUCCAGUUCCACACACAAAUACCCUGUCAAAAUUCAUCAAACUAGUCGCUGUGGCUAGGUUCCAAGCAAUUUUUAACACAUAAAAAAGGUUUAAAAUGUAUAGUAAUUAUAUUAUAUAAUAUAUAGUUAAUUAUAAUAUAUUGAAUUAUGUGAUGUAAGGAACUUGUAAAGGAAAAUUAUAAAGCGUUUUUACGCUUCGACGCAAAUUCCUAAUUUUGGUGGCACAACUUGUAAACUGAACCAUUGUGCAUUUGUUUGUAACAUAGAGAAAUAAUCGAGAUAGGCCCAUAGUUACUUUUAUCUUCAUAGAAUCACUUUCUGAGGCGAUUUAUGCAUGUUAGACCGUCUGUCCAUCCGUAUUGUGCACCAAAUGAUAAAUAUCAGCACAAAUAGACUAAAUGUUGACAACUGCGACUAAAUGCAUCCUAAAAACAAGUAGCUCAAAUUUGGUGGAAAUCGAUUAAGAUAUAGCCAUAGUUCUCAUAUAUAUGUUUUAUUCGAUUCGAUGUUUGGUCCCCUACAUGCGUAAUGUGCACUCCACAAAAAUUAUAUCUGCUUCCAGAUAUCAGAUACAGCUUCGAAAUUCCUGGUUCAAAUUUGGAUAUAGCUCCGAUUACAGUUUUUUUGUGCACCAAAUGGCUAAUAUCAGCCCAAAUUGACUGAAUUUUGGAACUUUCAACGGAAUUCAGCCUAGAGGCAAGUGCAUCCAAUUUUUGUGAAAAUCGGUUCAGAUAUAGCUAUAGCUCCCAUAUAUAUGUUUCAUCCGAUUUGGUUUUGAAGUCCCUCACCAUAUAUUUAAUAUGAGCCCAAAUCGAAUAGAUUUUUUCAUUUUCAACUGAAUUUUACUAUCUGAUAAAACUCAGUCCGGUAUGUCUAUUGCUACCAUAAAUAUUUUUUUAAUAUAGUUCCUAUCGAAGUCAUAUAAUACACUAUACAGCGAUAUUAUUUGGUUCAUAGUCGGUAUGAUUAACAAACAAAACAAAAUUCGCAAAAUAUAAUCUUUUUUUCUGUAAACAACAAUAUUCAUGUUUUCUAUUGAAUUUUUGUAACAAUAUCAGAAGGUUGGCUUAACAUAGAUUUACAAAAAUAUGGCCACCUAAUGUGUGACCCUACUAAAAAUGCGCAGCUCCAGAUCGAAGGUUUGGAUUCAUUUCAAUCGCCAAAUUUUGCGAAGGGUUAAAAAUCGCCAUAACCACAAUGCAUAUCAACGCCAUUUCAAUGUCUCUUUAUUCCACAGCACAGAGUCACUCCUGUUUGAAAAAUUAGAGUUGGAAUUGAAUCGCUCAAAAUAGAGUAAUAGUUUGCACUAAAAGUGAAAUUGAGGAAAGCAUAAAGCCUAUUCAUAUUCAUAAAGAUAUAGAACAGAGCCAAGCAAUAUCGUAAACUUGAUUUACACUCAUAAAAUGUUCUUCAAAAUGAAAAAAAAAAAAACUUUGAAAAAUUAACUUUGAAGAAAUUUUGCUUUUUACACGAUUUUAAGGCAUUUUGAAGGAAAUUUCAAUGUAUUACUAGCUACAUUUAUUUUAACUUUCUUUAAAAAAAUCUGAUAUUAAGAAGAAUCUACUAGUUUUGCAAUUUUUUCGACAUCAUUAAGGGAAAAUAGGUUGUAAUAGUGGAAAGUGUUACAUUCUUGCAGUUCUGGAACACACCAAAUAUCAGUAGGUUUUGCCGGCAGAUGUAUAACCUCUGCCAAUGUUCGAUUAUUUAAAUAUAUUUUGACUUGUGUUAUGAUUAUUCAAACGGUUGACGCCAUAUGAGGAGGUUCCGAAAGAGCGGGUCAAUAUUGUCUACUUUGUAUCUGGUUUGGACUUCAUAUAAAAUAUGUGAUAAUUUUUGGAAAAGGUUGAAAUGUGCGUGAGGUACCAGAUAUAGUGGACCUAAAUAUUCUAUUUUCAUACUUCAACCUAUUCUGAUAUUCGGAUGGGCACAAUUUAAAAAGAACCAUUUAUUUCCAACUUUAUACGAAAUUAAAAAUUCCGACAAAUAAGAGAAAUAAUUAAAUAUUCCAAGUUGUAAAGAAUCGUUGACUUGUUUCGCAAGUUAUGAGAGAUAUAAGUAUUGAAAAUUGUGGCCCUAUGUUUAUUUUAUUUGUUUUUAAUACCCUCAGUCAUAUGACUACAGUCCGUCUGUAUGUAUACCAUACCCACAAUAGUUCAACAAUUUUACAAAGCAAAAUAGAAAUCUAGUAUAAGUAACCGAUAAAGUAUAAGUAAGAGAAGAAGACUAAUAUCAGUUGCGAAAAUGGAAAUAUUGAUUAACUCAUUCAUAUUCAUACUCCCCAUUCCUCCGCAGAAAGCUCAACAUUUUGAAUUCUUAUAUAUUUUGUGAAGAAGAGAAUUUUGCUUGAAAAUCGUAUUUUUUGUCGGUUGAACGAUUUUUUAAUAAAAUGGUCUCAAAAUUCGUUAUUUUAAGUUCUUAAUAGGUGCUCAUUCCACAGGCCAAAUACUGCAUUGAUAGGUCCCGGCUUGUGUUUAACCUACAUAUAGUGGUACAAUCGAUAUUCAGUAUUUUUUACUUAAGCCAUAUUUGUCAAUGGAAUUAUCUGAAAUAUUACAGCGUUACCUUAUAUUCGCUUUUUUACACAAAUAAAACACGUGUAUUUAUAUGAGAGUUAGCCAAACUCGUUCGGCGUACAACAUUUCAAAGUUGAACAAGUUCGACAUAGACUAUUCAAUAGUUUCUUUUUUGUAUCCUACACCGCAAGGUGGUUAGGGUAUUAUGUCUUUGUGCAUUUGUUUAUAACAGGCAAAGGGAAACGAGUCCUUUUGAUGAUCUGCAUAGAAUCACAUUCUGAGUCGAUUUAUGCAUGCCCGUCCGUAUGUUCAUGUAUUUUUGUAAACAAAGUAUGGGUCACAUUUAUUGCCCGAUCCAGAUGAUUUUUUUUCACAAAUCAUUUGUUUGAUCUAAGGACGCACCCUAUUGAAAUUGAAGAUAAUCGGUCAAAAUUAAGAUAAAGCUCCCAUAUAUAUCUUCGUCCGAUUUGCAUUUUAUUUUGCACUAAACGGGUAAAAAUAACCCAAAUCUAUAUCUAUAAAAGAGGAAAAUGUUUGUAUGCUUGUUUGUUUGUAAUUUAUAGACUUUAAAACCGCUGAACAGAUUUUCCUGAAAAUUUGCAAGUAUACUAAAACAUCGCCUGAAAGUCACAUAGGCUAUAAUCAUUUUUGAAAUUACACUCGGAACUGGAGAUAUAGCAUCGGAAUCGGAGGUACCUCCCAAAAAUUUAGAUUUUAUAUGUACAUAUCUAUUGAUCGAUUACAUUUACAGUCUCCAAAUUUGGAAUGCGUAACGGAAUUUGAAACAAAAAUAAAUUUGCCAAAUUAUACUGAAAUCGGCUCAGAUUUGAAUAUAGCUCCCAUAUAUAUUUUGAUGCAACAAAUACGAUAUGUAUGUUCGAAUAAAAUGAAAUUUGCAAUGUGUGACGGGAUAUUGAUCAGAAAAUAAAUCUGUCAAAAAUGCAUUGACCCACUAAGCCUUUUUAAUGUUAUAAGGUAAAAAAUUACACAACAAUUUAAUUGAGGAUACGAUUAUUAUGGGGAAGUAUGUUGUUACCUCGAAUUUCCUAAUAGCAACAGAAAUGCUACUCAAAUUCAAAAAAAUGCAGUUUUACGCUUGGCAUUUGCUAUGAAAUUAAUAAAUCCGAGGGACAAACCCUUCGUGAUGCGGAUUAAAUAUAUCUCCCAUACUGUCUUUGUCCGAUUUGCCUUUUAUUGCACACCAAAAAUGUAAUAUUAGCCAAAAUGGGAUGCAAUUUGGCACAAAUUGAGUCUAGAAACAAAUUGGGUGAAAAUCGGUUCAGAUAUACCUACAGCUCCCAUAUAGUUCAUCCUAUUUUUUUUUUCUCCACAUUUCUCCACGAUGUUUUUAUAUAUUUUCUCCGUAACGAUAUUUUGGGAAAAUAUAUCAAAUACAGCUCAGAAAUACCUUUGCUAAAUUUUAUCGAGAUAGUUAAGAUUUGGAUAUAGCUCCCAUAUAUCUUUAUCCGAUUUCAAGUUAAUAGUUGACCAAAUGGGUAAUACAAGCCCGAAUUUAAAAAGCACAAAUGCCUCGGCUAAUUUAGUAAAAGUCGAUUCAGAAGAGGAUAUUUUUCUCAUAUAUUAGUUCCUUUGAACUUUAAAUUAUAACUUUAAUCAAAGUUGGUAGGACUUAAUUUUCAAAAUUCGCCGUAACAAUUUUUUGUUACGUGAAGCUCUACUAAAUAUGCAAAGCGGUGUAGAAUAUCAUAAAGUCGACCCCGUCCGAGUUAAAUACGUUUUUUACUGGUUUGUGUGUUGAAAAUAUAAAUGAAUAAUACAAAAUGUAAAUAUUUGUAAUUGGAAAAAAUUACAAUGGAGUGAAUUUAAUAAAGAAUAAUUUUUUUAAAAGUCCAAUUGAUAGUUCAAACGACUCUGCUUCAAUUUGACAUACAAGUUUCUCAGAGGAGUAUGUUCCUUUAUGUUCCAGAGGAGUCUGUUCCUUAGCGGUUCCUCCAUCUCCCAAACAAAAUACUUGUCUAAUAAAAUUCGUCUAACGCACAUUUUUCAAUAUCUAACCACGUUUCGACAUAAGCCUCAAAUAGCGGGUUCAGCCAUUCGUAUAUGUUGGAAGGCCCAAGCCGCAUUCUCCAGCAGAAGAGACCGCUUCAAACCUUAAUCCUCGCCAAAAAAAUAAUAAUUUAGAUCCUGUUUUUGGAAAUCCUUUUCCCACUGAAUUGGUUGCUAUUUUGUGUUUCGGAUCCGUAAUGCGAUAUUGCAAAGACAUAUUAUUUUUUAUUAUCGCUCAUGUAACGGUUGUCCCAAAAUUGUAAUUGAGGCUAUUGGGUCAAGCUAAAACGUAUUCCGAUUGAAUUUCCUUCGAUAUUAAAUGUGAGAAUUUGGCACUUGCAUUAAUACAAAUUAUAUAGCUUCUUUAAUCCUAAAGAUCAUCAAAUACUACUUAAUAAUUGAAAUCAACAAGUAAGCAAAGGCUAUAGUCGUGCGGGCCGACCAUGUGAUACUCUACAACACUACAAUAUGUUCGAAGUCACCUUAUAUCCAAAUCCAUUUUAAAGGAUUUCGUUCUUGAAGUAAUGUCCAAGAACCCCGCCCAGAUGUUACCCUUAUUUACGCACUCCGUAGUGUUGUUAAGUAUUCAAAACAAUUUCACACGAAAGUUGUCCAUUUUACAGCUAAAUAUAAUCCAAUGGUCAUCUAAAAUGCUAGACAUCCUCCCUAGCCUUAACUCUCUACUGAUGUGAAAUUCCGUGUCGAUUAGUUUUCAAUUGCGGCCUAUAGAGCGACUACAAAUUUAGAAUUUUUUUUUUAUUUUUUUUUUUAGUCAAUUUGCACCUUUAAAUGUACAUCUUAAGAACAAUAGGCUUUAAUUCUGACCCUAACCCUAUCCUCAUGCAACAUUUCGUGAGGAUCGGACGAUAAUUGCGAUAUGCAUAUAAUACCCUCAAAACGAAGUGUUGGGGGGUGUAAAAAAUUAGAAAAUUUACAAUUCAAAAUUGUAAGUCAAAUAGAAAAAAUCAUCAAUUCUUUUACAUAUAUAUUGUACCUAUUUUGCAAUAUAUCCGAUUUCUUGGCUAUUAGCAUCACUGUAAUGGCCAGAAGUGAUCUUUCAAUGUAUUUGUGAUUUGGCUGGGAUUGAAAAUAUUCGCAGUUUAGUGAACAUUUUCCUAUUUUCUUACAUAAAAGUUAGGGUAUAUUUUACCCGCUAAUUAUUGUCCGAUGCCCAAAUUGGUAGAUUUCUGCCCACUCCUAAGCUCUAACUACAUGUAAAUUUCAACCCCUAAAUAUCGUGCGAUCAUCUCCAAAAACAAUAUGGUUCUAUUCUGAUCAUAACCCCACCUCCAUUUUCAAAUUCGUGAGGAUCGGUUCAUAAUUGCGACCUGUAGCUUGAUUACAAAUUAACAUGGACAGACGGACGGACAUACAUAGCUAGAUCGACUCAUCUCGGCGAGAUAGGAAGAUCCAUAUGGGAAACCACUAUUUCGAGGUGUUACAUAAUUUUUGACCCAAUCAAACUUAUAAUACCCCCAACACAUAGUGUUGUAGGGUAUAAAAACUACAUAUUCCAGGACACAUUUCUUAGAUUUCAGUUCUUUUCGCACCUUUCACAAAUCAAAAGAUAAUCAGGCAAAAGUAUACACUCUUAGCCGUUUCGCCGGUUCGUUGAUAAAUUGUUAGUCAGUCACUUAAUACUCGAAAUGGGAUCUCAUGCUACAAAAGUCUAAGUUUCAAAAGUUAUUCAAAACCUAUAUUUUGCUCAUAAAUACAUAAACUUGUAUAUAAUACAAAACAAGGUCAUGGCAAAUACAUUUUUCAUAAAUCAAGUUCCUUCAGUAUUCGAAAAAAAUCAUAGGAAUAUCACAUUUCCUGCUAAUCAAAUUUAAAAGUUGGUCGCAUGUUCACUUUAAAAUUAGAAUAAUCAAAACGUGAACCAAAAACUUUUGAAUUCCAGCUGAGAAUUUGCUACCUUACAACUAAUAUUAAGAGUAAUCCUAGAAUUGCAACUAAAAAACUGCUUAAGACCCUACUAAUAGACAAAAAAAAAAAACAUAUCCGCCUCAGCUAAAAUGUUAAUGCGAAAGUAUUAUGAAUGUAUAUUAAAAAUCGAUGUAUUUUUGUAGAACUUUUUAGGUAAUUUUAACUUAAAAAAAAAACACACACACACGAAAAGGAUACUACUUCAUAUAAACCUGAAACAACUUAAAUGGAAUAUCUAUUUUUAAAAUAAUCGAAAAACAAAACUCUUAAGUCAUUUCAACACCAAGCAAGUCACAUUCAUAAGCAACGGAUACCAAAACAAUAGAUAUAAAAUUAAAAAAAAAAUAAUAUAUAUAAAAAAUAUAUAUUUAAUUGUAUAAAUAUUGCAUAUUUAAUGUUAAACAACAGAACAAAGAAUCAAAUGUCGUUAUACAUAAAGAAUACAUUUAUUGUACGUUACUUUAUAUUCGUUGAGAUUUUAAUAAAAAGAAUAAACUUUUAAACCGAUUAAA
Molecule: messenger RNA, 15668 nt
Organism: Musca domestica (house fly)
Lineage: Eukaryota; Metazoa; Arthropoda; Insecta; Diptera; Muscidae
Product: transient receptor potential cation channel trpm
Exons: 39
Coding region: 1734-7715 (1993 amino acids)
Biological process (GO): protein tetramerization; monoatomic cation transmembrane transport
Cellular component (GO): membrane
Molecular function (GO): monoatomic cation channel activity
Source: RefSeq, a predicted model, not a curated record